Molecule: messenger RNA, 645 nt
Organism: Plectropomus leopardus (leopard coralgrouper)
Lineage: Eukaryota; Metazoa; Chordata; Actinopteri; Perciformes; Serranidae
Source: RefSeq, a predicted model, not a curated record
GGUGCCCCGUGGAGAGACACUUUGGGUUCAGGAUGCAGACCACCUGGACCUGCAAGAGCUGUGGAGCUUCUUCUGCACACGAGGAGAACUUCACCAACCUGUCUCUCAACCUGGAGCCUGGAAGCUCAGUCCAGGAGAUGAUCCAGGACUACCUGAAGGAGUCAGAGUUGGAUUUCAGGUGCGACUGCGGCGCCAACUCGUCCAGCCAGCAGUCAGCCUUCGUCACGCUGCCCAAAGUGCUGAUGCUGCAUUUGAAGCGGUUCACCUUCACGCCGCGGCUGGGGCUGCAGAAGCUGAGAGACCAGGUCGACCUCUUCAGGGAGCUGAUGGUGGUCUCAGAGCAGGGUGACGGCUGGUACAGUCUGGUGAGCAUCAUCAGCCAUCUCGGCUCCGGAGCGCACGCAGGACACUACAUCAGUGAAGGUCUGCAUCCAGAUGUGGAUUUGGAUGACCCCGCUGACCGCUGGCUGACCUUCAACGACUCAGAGGUCACACGCACCACCGGGUCCUCGGUCUGCCAGCAGCGUCAGCGUGACGCCUACAUCCUUUUCUACCAGCGACGGAUGAUGUAGAGCAGUGGAGGAGGCCACGUGGAGGCGUGAUGAUCCCGCCCAGGUGAUCUGGGCUCAGGUAGGUAUGUCUGUU